This is a messenger RNA of Paramuricea clavata, 1026 nucleotides long. The record is from the annotation of a GenBank genome assembly. Lineage: Eukaryota; Metazoa; Cnidaria; Anthozoa; Malacalcyonacea; Plexauridae.
AUGGUAUUUUCUGUGAAGAGUAAUCCUGCAUCUUUGUUGGAGUCUAUGCGGCGAGUUUUACCUGUCCAACAAGUUGCAACCGAACUUGCACAAGAGCGAAAAGAUUACAAGCUUGGCCUGGAACGGAGCUCUUGUGAACCCAGGGACCUUCAACUAUCAACAGACAUACUUCUGAAGAACCCACCAGAAAAAUGGGAAGAAUUCUGUUCCUUUUUAUUCAAGUCGAAGCUCAUCUCCCAGGUAAAACGAGAUGUUGUUUUCCAAAUCCUGCACUAUAUAAUGAGUGGUGGAAAAGAACCGACCCCUUUUCAAUGCCAUGGUUGCUGAAGGAGUUCACAGUGUGACAAGAUCUAAAGAGCUUGUAACUGCCCUCAAUCGCCAUGGUGUUUGUGUUAGCUACAACACGGUUAAGAGAAUUGAUUGAUGUUGGCAUCGCGGAACAGAUAAUAUCCACCGCAGGUGACAAUAGAAUACCACUUCCUCCUGUCCUAGAAUCAUCAAACUCACUCAACACAGCCAUGGAUAACUGUAAUGACAAGUACACUUGUCGGCACAGGUUCCACACAUGACACCAUUCUUGUUCUUUUCCAGAAUGUCCCAACCAACAAAGAAAAUCCAUCAGACGAAAGUGAUACAUCAACACAACCUUUUUCCACUCAGAGCAGGACUACAGUAAAGCUUAGAUCUAAAGUCAGUUGUGAACAGCUUAUCAGAAUGGGAGCAAUGAAAGAACAUGGACAAAUAGGUGAGAAUUUCGAAGUAUUGGAGUCUGUUUUCAAUCCGUAUUCAACCUUUACAGAAAGAAACAAUCCUUCAAUGUCUGGAACACCCGCAACUGGCACCUCAACAACAGAAUCCACCUCUGUAACAUCAACGUCAACUGAUUCAUCUUCAACGACAAAGGUUUCAUCAAUCAGCCUUUGCAAACUGUCAAUGAAAUCGAUACGUUUGGACAAUUUCCUUUGGUUGGUGAAGUGCUUAAAUGGAAAGGCAGUGGAGAUGGGCUAUGUUGUCCCGGGAUUUUAA